AGAAGUUCUGGGCAAAGUACUGGGAACUGGUAGCGCAUUCUCAUUGCCAGCGAACCUCCCCGGAAAAGGGACCUCAGCGCCAGACGGCCAGUGCGCAGCUAGGCUCUUGGUCCUGCUAUCAGUCCUCAGUGGCGGUCGGCGCCCGAGUCUCCUAGGCUGAUGCGGCAACUGUCAGCUGCUUUUUGCAGGGCGACUUGAGGAGCUGGGUUUGCCUCCUUCCUGGUCUGUGAGCAAACCCUGGAGCGGGGCACCGGGGGACUAGGCGGUGUUCCCUGCGGCAGAGCGCGCAGGGAUUUCCUCUGGGCCAUCUAAAAAUGCUUUUUGAGCAUACUGGAUAAGAGCUGACCUAUCUACCUGUGUGGGACCUCCAUACUCUCAACUCCUCUGUCUUCUGAUGGCAUUUUGAUUGCAUUGAGGCCAAGUGACUGACCAGCUGCUCACGAUGAGUGAUGAAAAGAACCUUGGUGUGUCCCAGAAAUUGGUCUCACCUUCAAGGAGCACAAGUAGCUGCUCCUCCAAGCAGGGAAGUCGACAGGACAGCUGGGAAGUGGUGGAAGGACUGAGGGGGGAGAUGAAUUACACCCAGGAGCCGCCUGUUCAGAAAGGAUUUUUGCUGAAAAAGAGGAAGUGGCCCUUAAAAGGCUGGCACAAGAGAUUUUUCUACCUCGACAAAGGAAUCUUGAAAUAUGCCAAGAGCCAAACAGAUAUAGAAAGAGAAAAGCUGCAUGGCUGUAUUGAUGUGGGGCUCUCGGUGAUGUCUGUAAAGAAGUCAUCCAAGUGCAUCGAUCUUGACACAGAGGAGCACAUCUACCAUCUGAAGGUGAAGUCAGAAGAAGUCUUUGAUGAGUGGGUAUCCAAACUUCGUCACCACAGAAUGUAUCGCCAGAAUGAAAUCGCCAUGUUUCCACAUGAAGUUAAUCACUUUUUCCCAGGGUCGACUGUCACAGAUUCUGCACCUGGGACAUUUGACUCCAUUUCUAGUAGGAAGCGUAGCAGUAUAUCAAAGCAGAAUUCAUUUCAAACUGGAAGCAAUUUAUCAUUUUCUUGUGGUGGAGAGACACGAGUUCCCUUAUGGCUACAGUCUUCAGAGGACAUGGAAAAAUGCUCAAAAGACCUGGCACACUGCCAUGCUUACCUGGUGGAAAUGAGCCAGCUCCUACAAAGUAUGGACGUCUUGCAUCGGACAUACUCGGCUCCUGCCAUCAAUGCCAUCCAGGGUGGAGUUUUUGAAAGUCCCAAAAAGGAAAAAAGAUCACACAGGAGGUGGCGGUCCAGAGCUAUUGGCAAAGAUGCUAAAGGAACACUGCAGGUCCCUAAACCUUUUUCUGGCCCUGUAAGACUACACUCCUCCAAUCCUAAUCUGUCAACACUAGAUUUUGGAGAAGAUAAAAAUUAUUCUGAUGGUUCUGAAACCUCAUCAGAGUUUUCUAAAAUGCAGGAAGAUCUGUGUCAUGUUGCCCAUAAAGUUUACUUCGCCUUAAGGUCAGCUUUUAAUACCAUAUCAACGGAGAGAGAGAAACUGAAGCAGCUGAUGGAUCAGGAUGCCACCUCCUCCCCUUCUGCUCAGGUCAUCGGUCUGAAGCACGCUCUGUCAUCCGCCCUAGCACAAAACACAGAUCUUAAAGAACGCUUACGCAGAAUCCAUGCGGAGUCUCUGCUCCUCGACUCGCCCGCUGUUGCCAAGCUGGGUGACAAUCUGGCAGAGGAAAACUCCAGAGAUGAAAACAGAGCUCUGGUUCACCAACUUUCCAACGAAAGCAGGCUCUCCAUCACUGACUCCCUUUCGGAGUUUUUUGAUGCACAGGAAGUUCUGUUGUCACCAAGCUCUUCAGAAAAUGAGAUCUCUGAUGACGAUUCAUAUGUCAGUGACAUAAGUGAUAAUCUUUCCUUGGAUAAUCUCAGUAAUGAUUUAGAUAAUGAAAGACAGACCUUGGGGCCUGUUCUUGAAAGUGGUGGGGAAGCAAAGUCCAAAAGAAGAACUUGCCUGCCGGCGCCAGGUCCCAACACCAGUAACAUCAGCUUGUGGAACAUUCUGCGAAACAAUAUCGGGAAGGACCUGUCCAAAGUGGCCAUGCCAGUGGAGCUGAAUGAGCCCCUGAACACGCUGCAGAGGCUCUGUGAGGAGCUGGAGUACAGUGAGCUGCUGGACAAGGCUGCACAAAUCCCCAGUCCCCUGGAAAGGAUGGUGUAUGUGGCCGCCUUUGCCAUAUCGGCGUAUGCGUCUAGCUACUUCCGAGCUGGGAGCAAGCCAUUUAACCCGGUCCUUGGAGAAACGUAUGAGUGCAUUCGAGAGGACAAGGGCUUCAGUUUUUUUUCAGAACAGGUCAGCCACCAUCCACCUAUCUCUGCAUGCCACGCUGAAUCUGGAAAUUUUGUUUUCUGGCAAGAUGUGAGAUGGAAAAACAAAUUCUGGGGUAAAUCCAUGGAAAUUGUUCCUAUUGGCACAACCCAUGUGACUCUGCCAGCUUUUGGAGAUCAUUUUGAGUGGAACAAAGUGACCUCUUGCAUCCACAACAUCUUAAGUGGACAGAGGUGGAUUGAGCACUACGGAGAGAUCGUCAUCAAGAACCUGAAUGAUGAUUCCUGCCACUGCAAAGUGAAUUUCAUAAAGGCAAAAUACUGGAGUACUAAUGCCCACGAGAUCGAAGGCACGGUAUUUGACAGGAGUGGGAAAGCAGUGCACAGGCUCUUUGGGAAAUGGCAUGAGAGCAUCUACUGCGGGGGCUCCUCCUCAUCCACGUGCCUCUGGCGAGCAAAUCCCAUGCCAAAAGGAUAUGAGCAAUAUUAUGGCUUCACACAGUUUGCAUUGGAGUUAAAUGAAAUGGACUCAUUGUCAAAGUCUUUAUUGCCCCCGACUGACACUCGGUUUAGACCAGAUCAAAGAUUUCUAGAAGAAGGGAACAUAGAAGAAGCUGAAAUACAAAAGCAGAGGAUUGAACAGCUACAGAGAGAAAGGCGGAAGGUCUUAGAAGAAAAUAACGUGGAACACCAGCCUCGGUUUUUCAGGAAAUCCAGUGACGACUCUUGGGUGAGCAACGGCACCUAUUUGGAACUUAGAAAAGAUCUUGGUUUUUCCAAACUGGACCAUCCUGUCUUGUGGUAAAAAAAAAAAAGUAAAGAAAAUGAAAGAUUUGUGAGGGUACUUCUCCUGUGUUUGCUCCUAGAAGCAGCACAAACUGUGUCUAUCUAUUUAAAAGAUAUUAUCUAGAAUGAUCACUUGUGCUUAGCUUAGCAUUGUAAGUAUUUAAGUACAUAUUUUCUUCUGUGGGUUUCUUUACAAUUUCGAAUGUUACCAUGAUUGUUUAUAUGAAUACAGAACACCUCAAUAUUUCCUUUUAUAUAUAAACUAUUUAAUAAAAAUGAAAGAAUUGAAUGUUAAUGUGUGGGUUUAAAAAAAAAAGAAGCUUUAACACUACUUUUCCAAAGGUUAGGGAAAAUUCAAAUUAAAUUUAUGCCUUAUAAAAUUAUGUUGGAGAAAAAUAAAUCAAACUCUCCCAGGUGCAUUAAGAAAUAAGAACACCCAGGGUUACUCACCCAUGUGUAAGCUACCCAAGUUUAAUUUGGUAGCUAAGAUAUCUUUUUGCCUCAGACAGCUCUUGAAUUGCUCAGACGAGCAAUUCUGCUGGUGCUGGACUCUGAAGAAUAUUUUCAUUUGCAUUUUAGUGGUUAAAGAGGAUGGUAUAAGAUUAGUGGAAUGUAUGUUUUUACAUAAGAUGGAUCUGACACCUUCUUGAAGGGGAAGUAUUUGAGUUUGUCCUUCCCUUUAGUUUUAUUGCCUUAUAUACAGAAUUAUACCCUCUUGCUCAGAGAAAUUGUCCUUAAUUAGAGAAUUCCCCAUUAAUUUAAAGUCCUAAUGACAUCCCAGAGAGGUAGCAGGAAUUUAUUCCUUAGUGGGAAAGCUCAGUCCUUAAUGAAUUAAAAAGUGAUCUCCUGCUUCCCAUCCGACUCCUUUGUGGCCUGAACCACAGGUCUAUGGAGUAUGGAAUGUCCCUGUUUAGUAAAAAAUAUACAGUACAAUGCACACCUGAGUUUGACUUUCUAAAAGUUUAGCGAGAUAACGAUUGUCUUAAAUAACUCAACAUAUUUUUCUUAAAUACUAUCUGGUAUUUUCUACCUCUUAAUAAACAUUGUAUUUUAGAUCUUGUAUAGCAAGUUUGACCAUCUGCCUUAUAGAUAAAUGUAGAAAGUCAAUGUUCUCCUUUUGUUUUGUCUUCCAAGAAAGCUUUAAGUGUCUUACCCCUUUCCCAAUUUUCUUCUCAUUUGUAUCACUCUGUGAGUUCUACAGCAGUCUUGGAUAAUAGAUUGUAUCUACUGAUUCCUUGAAGUGUGUUAUUUCAAAUUACAAUAAUAUAAUUUGUGCAGUGGUUGAAUUGUGUUGUCAGAACAAUUCUAACUUCUGUGCAGUUUACAUUAAAACCAAAGUCUAAUUGUGAAGCCUUUUACUCAGAUGAUCAUAACAAUCCUAUGAAAUAUGUCAAAUGUCAUGAUAUGCUAAAGAGAUUACUCCAGAAAACAUCUUUAGAUAUAUAAAGAAUUUCAGAACAUGUAGAAUGAUUGGAAUGAAGAGUAAAAUAAAUAACAGGAAAAGUAUGCAUGAUUUUCUAAUGUCACAUCAAAUAACCAAUUGGACAGCAUCGCCUUUUCAAAAUGGAGAGUUAUAUAAAAUGGAUCAGUAGCCUUUUGGAGUCUGCAAGUGACUGGCAUUUUAAAACAACUCAUUAAAUAUUGGGUUCAUUUAUUCCAUUUUAUGGAGAUGUUAAAAUGAACACAGUGUGAAUAUCAUUUCCAUUUCUAAACAGCUGAAUGACACCAUCCAAUUCUUUGGUAUGUCCUUUGUUCUUUUUCUUUUCAAGUAUUUAUCCAAAUUCUGCUCACAGACAGGAAGAAACAGGCUGUAGAUUUAAGGGUCCUCAGGGGAAAAACAAAUCUAGUUUUCACAAUGUGAGGAUAAAUGUAGAAUUUUAGUAACACUGGCUGUUAAAUAGGCCUGCUCCACAGGCUGAAUCAAAAACAAAACAAAACAAAAAAACUCAACAAACACAGAAUGUACAGCCUGAAUGAAUGUAGCUUUGUCACACAGUAUUUGGAAAUUUUUUAAUUGUUCCAAUAUUGUUAUUUCAAAUGAUUGUAUGCUUUAUUUUGGAAUCACAAGGACAAGUGAACCACACAUCACCUCUGUAGUCAUCUUAUUUGAAUUGGGAGUAGGAUGAACAAAAUAUGGUACUGAUCAAUAUGCAAAUUUUAAAAUCUACUAGUCAGUAGCAGGGUCUUUAUAAAAGACUUUCCUGAGAUUUAAACAGCUUGUGAUGCAUCCUCAUAUUCAAAUCUUAAAACUUCCUUGGGAGGGGAGGGUGGCAUCUUUUUUCUUCUGUUCUUUCUCUCAGAAGCACCUUUCCACCAAAUUUGUAUGUCUAGGACUCUUACAUUUUUAAGAUGAAUAAACAGAAAUAUGGCAUUGUUUGGGAAGAACUGAGGUAGAAUUAAUGUCCUGGACUUUUAAUCUCUCAAUUAAAUAAUGCCCCCGUGUACCAUUUGAGGUAUGUUUUAACCUCAAUUUUAUUCAUAAAAUCUUACCACCUCGAAUUUAUGGUAAAUUAUACACAUAUUCUUGGAAAUGGGACCUUGUGCAAGCAACCAUGCUGCGCCUCAGGGUUCCUAUUGUCACUAUUGAUUCCUCCAAACUACAGGAAAUCUAUUCAAGAACCAGCAUUUCCAGUGUAGUGGGGAAGCAGAUCCAUUCCCAUUUGGGUCCCAGAGCACCCUAAAGUUGCUAUUUCCAAGAAUCAAAGGUAAUACAAAAGCCUCGGUUGCAGCUCCCAGCAGCUAAGAGGGUUCUGGAACUAACUGAACAGGUGGGAGUUUGCUUUAGGACAUCUGUGCAGUUACCUACCCAACAACCUUUCCGGUCUUCAUGGGUUUCCUUGGAGACUCCAGGAGAAAAAAAUACAAACUGAUUUUUUUUUUUUAAUGUUGACUUCAUUUGGGCUACUGCUUUUCUCAUAUAAUGCUUUAAUUGCUUCCAAUAAAUCAUUUACCUGGGCCUCAAGCACGUUUCUUCAUCUGCAGUUUCCAGAUUGAUGAGUGACCUUGUUCUAUGGGUUAAACCUAAAAGAAAAAUAAUAAAGUGUUCACCAGGCACUUGUACCCUCAUUCAGGCCUACCAUAUAUCCUACAAGUUACAUUAUGGCCUCUAGCUGUUGUAGAAUUCCUCAGACCUUUUAGUCUUAAGUAGGAGCAAUAAGAAGUUGUUCAUAUGAUCUUAGGAAUACAUUAGUUGCAUUAGUUACAAUGUUUUGGCAUAAUUUAUUUGAAUGUCUUUAAUUUUUAUAUUAACAUCAGCAUAAAUCUAUUUUUGCUAGCAGAUGACAGCUAUUUUCCUUCUGCAUUGUAUUAAUCUGUCACUCAGUGUUAGUCUUUCUGUGUAGGAAAUGUGCAUCAUCUAAGCAUCUGCAAAUUGUGACAGUCUAAAAUGAAAACCAGUUGUGGAGACUUUGGUUUUGGGGAAUGCAAUGAUCAGAAGUGGCUUAUUUAUUUUCUUAAUGAUGAUUUUUAUCUUCCACUGUUACCCUCAGAGGACAAUUUUUUUAACAUGGAUAUUUGUAAAUCUUCCAUUUAACCAUUUGUAAAAUUAUGUUCUGUCUAAAUACCACCCUCCUAUUCCCCUGACUCCCCAAAAAGCUCAAUAAAUUCGUUUACCCUCCUCAUGUAGCUAGUUGACCGAAUAAAUAACAUGAAAAAAAUA
Molecule: messenger RNA, 6742 nt
Organism: Marmota flaviventris (yellow-bellied marmot)
Lineage: Eukaryota; Metazoa; Chordata; Mammalia; Rodentia; Sciuridae
Gene: Osbpl3
Product: oxysterol binding protein like 3
Cellular component (GO): cytosol; nuclear membrane; perinuclear endoplasmic reticulum
Molecular function (GO): cholesterol binding
Source: RefSeq, a predicted model, not a curated record